Varanus komodoensis (Komodo dragon) is the source of this 1128-nucleotide messenger RNA. It is a transcript of the gene WNT16, whose product is annotated as Wnt family member 16. The coding region runs from base 1 to 1128 and encodes 375 amino acids. The transcript is spliced from 4 exons. The record is from RefSeq and is a predicted model, not a curated record. Gene Ontology annotation, molecular function: frizzled binding; cytokine activity. Lineage: Eukaryota; Metazoa; Chordata; Lepidosauria; Squamata; Varanidae. Gene Ontology annotation, cellular component: extracellular region. Gene Ontology annotation, biological process: cell fate commitment; canonical Wnt signaling pathway; neuron differentiation.
AUGGAGAGAGCGGCGCCCUUUGGACUGCCGUGCCUGUGCGUGCUGUGGACGGCGCUGCUGUUGGAAAUGUGGCCCUGCGGCGCGCACGGCAACUGGAUGUGGCUGGGCAUUGCCUCCUUUGGUGUCCCAGAGAAACUGGGCUGUGCCAACCUGCCUCUGAGCAACCGCCAAAAAGACCUGUGCAAGAAGAAGCCCCACCUGCUGCCCAGCAUCCAGGAAGGAGCACGUCUGGGCAUCCAGGAAUGCCAGAGCCAGUUCAGGCAUGAGCGGUGGAACUGCCUGCUCUCACCAGUGGCGGCCCCUUCUCUUUCCGGCAAUCCUUCCUCCAUCUCUGUGACUCCUGCCUUCUCCGUCUUUGGCUACGAGCUGAGCAGUGGUACCAAAGAAACGGCAUUUAUCUUUGCAGUGAUGGCAGCUGGCCUAGUGCACUCAGUGACUCAUGCAUGUGGCGCGGGGAAUAUGACAGAAUGCUCCUGUGAUAACACCCUGCAAAGCGGUGGCUCAGCCAGUGAAGGCUGGUACUGGGGUGGCUGCUCUGAUGACAUCCAGUAUGGCAUGUGGCUGAGCAGAAAGUUCUUAGAUGGCCCUGCCAAAAACACCUCUGGAAAAGAUGGAAAUGCCUUGAGAGCCAUGAACUUACAUAAUAAUGAAGCUGGAAGACUGGCUGUAGCAAAACUGAUGUCAGUGGAAUGUCGUUGUCAUGGAGUGUCUGGCUCUUGCGCCUUAAAAACCUGCUGGAAAACAAUGUCAUCAUUCGCAAAAGUUGGCAGCUUUUUGAAAGAGAAGUAUGAAAACAGCAUUCAGAUUUCAGACAGACUGAAAAAAAGGAUCCGCAGGAAAGAAAAAAGGCACCGAAAGAUACCCAUCCACCAAGAAGAUCUGCUGUAUAUCAAUAGGUCCCCCAACUACUGUGUUGAAGAUCGCAAACUGGGAGUCCUGGGGACGCAGGGCAGGGAAUGCAACCGUACUUCAGAGGGACCAAAUGGAUGCAACCUUCUCUGCUGUGGCCGAGGAUAUAACACCCAUGUCGUGAGGCACGUGGAGAGAUGUGAGUGCAAGUUUGUUUGGUGCUGCUACGUGCGCUGCAGAAGAUGCGAAACCAUGACUGAUGUUCACACUUGCAAAUGA